Ipomoea nil (Japanese morning glory) is the source of this 2435-nucleotide messenger RNA. RefSeq names its product oligopeptide transporter 3. The transcript has 6 exons. The record is from RefSeq and is a predicted model, not a curated record. NCBI's taxonomy places the organism in Eukaryota, Viridiplantae, Streptophyta, Magnoliopsida, Solanales, Convolvulaceae. Gene Ontology annotation, molecular function: oligopeptide transmembrane transporter activity. Bases 53 to 2269 code for a protein of 738 amino acids. Gene Ontology annotation, biological process: transmembrane transport.
AUUAUCACAGACAGUUCCAGCACAGUGACUCAGUGAGCAUAUAGUAGUUGAAAUGUCCGGCCUCAACCCCGCCACCGCCGGCGAGAAGACAGCGCCGUCCGGGGGGAGAUGUCCGGUGGAGGAGGUAGCCCUGGUGGUGCCGGAGACCGACGACCCCACACUCCCAGUCUUGACUUUCCGGGCGUGGUUUCUGGGCAUAACCUCAUGCAUAAUCUUGAUCUUCCUCAACACUUUCUUCAUAUACAGGACCCAGCCGCUCUCCAUCUCCGCCAUCCUCAUGCAGAUUUCGGUGCUCCCCAUCGGGAAAUUCAUGGCGGCGACGCUGCCGGAGAGGAAGUUCGCGCCGUUUGGGCGGUGGAGCUUUACUCUCAAUCCGGGCCCCUUCAACAUCAAGGAGCACGUGAUUAUCACUGUCAUGGCUAAUUGCGGCGUUUCCCCUGGCGGAGGUGAUGCUUACUCCAUUGGAGCUAUUACUAUAAUGAAAGCUUAUUAUAAGCAGGCUUUGAGCUUCCUUUGUGGCCUUAUUAUUGUCUUGACCACUCAGCUUAUUGGGUAUGGAUGGGCUGGAGUGUUGAGGAGGUAUCUUGUUGAUCCGGUAGAUAUGUGGUGGCCUUCAAACCUUGCUCAAGUGUCUUUAUUCAGAGCACUCCAUGAAACGGAGGUGAAAUCAAGCGGCAUGACAAGGAUGCGGUUUUUCCUUCUAGUUAUGGGGGCAAGUUUCGUUUACUAUACAUUACCGGGUUACUUGUUUCCAAUUUUGACCUUCUUCUCGUGGGUGUGCUGGGUGUGGCCUCGUAGUAUUACAGCUCAGCAAAUCGGCUCUUCUUACCAUGGACUAGGCGUGGGUGGGUUCACACUCGAUUGGGCUGGGAUUUCAGCUUACCACGGGAGCCCUUUGGUGUCACCUUGGACCGCGAUUCUGAAUGUUGCUGUCGGUUUUGUUAUGUUCAUAUACAUAAUCGUCCCUCUGUGCUACUGGAAAUACAACACUUUUGAUGCCCGAAAAUUCCCUAUAUUCUCAAAUCAACUCUUCACGUCCACUGGCCACAAAUACGAUACUUUUAAAGUCUUGACCCCUCAAUUCGAUUUGAACGUUCCUGCUUAUGAGAGUUACAGCAAGCUCUACCUUAGCCCUCUUUUCGCCCUAUCUAUUGGAUCGGGAUUUGCAAGGUUUACAGCAACUUUGACACAUGUCGCACUGUUCAAUGGCAGUGAUAUUUGGAAGCAAACGAGAUCUGCUGCACAGAACGUCAAAAUGGAUAUACACACGAAAUUAAUGAAGACUUACAAACAAGUUCCCGAAUGGUGGUUCUUGAUUUUACUGCUAGGAGCCACUUGCCUUUCUCUUCUUAUGUGCUUUGUUUGGAAAGAAACGGUUCAGAUUCCGUGGUGGGCAUUACUCUUUGCGUUUGCUCUAGCUUUUGUCGUUUCUCUCCCUAUAGGUGUUAUUCAAGCAACAACAAACCAGCAACCGGGGUAUGACAUCAUUGCACAGUUCAUCAUUGGGUAUAUCCUUCCGGGAAAACCUAUUGCUAACUUGCUUUUCAAAAUUUACGGGAGAAUCAGCACUAUUCACACUCUCUCGUUCUUAGCUGACCUUAAACUCGGGCACUAUAUGAAAAUUCCUCCACGCAGCAUGUAUGUAGCUCAGCUGGUGGGAACACUCGUAUCUGGUGUAGUCAACCUUGCGGUGUGCUGGUGGAUGCUAGGUAGCAUCGAAAACAUUUGUGACACCGACGCACUUAGCCCCAACAGCCCAUGGACGUGUCCCAAGUUCCGAGUCACUUUUGACGCGUCUGUGAUCUGGGGACUAAUCGGGCCAAAACGGCUGUUUGGACCGGGAGGGUUGUAUAGGAACCUGGUUUGGCUAUUCCUGAUUGGAGCGGUGUUGCCCGUGCCUGUUUGGGUACUCAGCAAAAUGUUCCCAGAAAAGAAAUGGAUUCCUCUGAUCAACAUUCCCGUCAUCUCGUACGGGUUUGCGGGAAUGCCGCCCGCAACUCCCACCAACAUAGGUAGCUGGAUUGUGACUGGGCUCAUAUUCAACUACUUUGUGUUCAAGUACAGGAAAGGGUGGUGGCAAAAGUACAAUUACGUCCUCUCGGCUGCCCUCGAUGCGGGUACGGCUUUCAUGGCCGUGCUGCUGUUUUUCGCGUUACAGAACGAGCAUAAAGAGUUGAAAUGGUGGGGGUCGGAGCUCGACCACUGCCCUCUCGCAUCUUGCCCAACGGCUCCUGGGAUUGUGGUUGAAGGUUGCCCAGUUUUCAAGUAGGCAAGUAGCAGAGCAGCCAUGUAAAUUGUUUCAUACAAUUUCUUACAUUGCAUCUUAUUAGGGUAUUAGUGAAUCUAUUUGUUAAACACAAUAAUAUAUGCGCAACAGUUUUGGAAUAACCACUUGGAUUUUAUAUUCUGUGGCAACUUUGGUUUGCAAAUUAUUA